Didymodactylos carnosus is the source of this 325-nucleotide messenger RNA. Lineage: Eukaryota; Metazoa; Rotifera; Eurotatoria; Philodinida; Philodinidae. The record is from the annotation of a GenBank genome assembly.
AUGGAUCGGACCAGGCUGCAAUUUGAUGGUUCGUAUGCGGACCAUCCUUUUACAUAACAAAUAUCCGAACAAACUAAAGAAAAUAAAAAGAAAACAACAGAUUUUAUGUUUCAAUAGGUGGACAUUUGGCCAAAAAUCGAAAAUACUCUUUUUUUGUCAUUUAAAUAGUCUAGAAUAUGCAUCUCGGAUAGCGCUAUCUAGGGGUGGCGCAUUUUCUUUACUGAUGCGUUACUUUACUGAGUAAAGCAACGCUUUCAAAUAUCAUCGUAUGAAUGACGAACAACUGAAAAUGUAUUGUUUUAUCACCUUCCGGACACAAUGCGAC